GGAUCAUUCAAUCAACCACUGGUCAUUGGCUCCCUGCCUCAAUCAAUCACAUCUCUAUUUCUUGGAGACGAGUUCAAUCAUCCGCUCAAGCCUCGCGUCCUCCCAUACUCGCUCAAAGAGCUCAAGCUAGGCAAGAGAUACAACAUGCAGUUCAGCGUUGGGUCACUCCCAAGCUCAAUCACCAAGUUGGACACUGGUGGCUUCAAUCAUCCUCUGAUCCCAGGCACACUGCCCUCGUCUUUGACAGACUUGUUCCUGAACGUCUACUCAAAGCACAUCCUGGCAGACACUCUUCCCACCUCAUUGAUCACACUUAGAGUAGGUGACUACUUCAACGAGUACUUUGAUAUUGGGGUGCUGCCGCCACAUCUCAGAAGUCUCACCUUUGGUACUAGGUUCGACACUAAUCUUCCCGCAGGCGCAUUCCCAGACACCUUGACUGAGCUCAAGUUUGGCUCAAACUUCAAUCGACCCUUUACGAUUGGAUUGCUGCCCAAGUCAAUCAUCUCAUUGGACCUGGGCUACUUGUUCAAUCAACCAUUGAGCGGAUGGGUAGUGCCGCCCGCACUUCAAUCAUUAAUACUCAGCCCACGCUUCAAUCAACGAUUGAGUCCAUCCGCGCUGCCACCAACACUCAAACAUCUUCAACUUGGUAGUUCUUUCGAUCCAAAGUUGAAUCGUGAUAAGAACUUAAUACCAGACUCAAUCACAUCAUUGUCAUGUGAUAACAGUAUCUUCAAGAACAUGCCCAACAACAUGUUUAGUCAUUGUAAGAUCGAGCACAUCACACUCUACAUUGACCAUCCAACAUACUUUCCCAAACUUCAACAAUUCAAUCAUAUGUUGAGUACAUUGACCAUAUAUCAAUGCCAUGGAUCAUUGGCAGCCCAACAAUCAAUCAUUAAUCAAUAUCUAAACACUGGACUUCCCCACUUGAUCGUUCGUCAAGACACAAAGGGCGUGAUUGGCACAGUUCGUCGACUUGAUACCAAUGAACUACUCGUAAUGGAUUCCAAAAGGAGAAUGUACAUCAUCAACAAAGAGAAACUACUAGAUAUCCAUCAACACGUAUUCGGG
This is a messenger RNA of Acytostelium subglobosum LB1, 1077 nucleotides long. RefSeq lists its product as hypothetical. The annotation marks the transcript as partial. The transcript has a single exon. NCBI's taxonomy places the organism in Eukaryota, Evosea, Eumycetozoa, Acytosteliales, Acytosteliaceae. The record is from RefSeq and is a predicted model, not a curated record.